Oryza sativa Japonica Group (Japanese rice) is the source of this 3451-nucleotide messenger RNA. RefSeq names its product ubiquitin carboxyl-terminal hydrolase 8. The record is from RefSeq and is a predicted model, not a curated record. Lineage: Eukaryota; Viridiplantae; Streptophyta; Magnoliopsida; Poales; Poaceae. Gene Ontology annotation, molecular function: cysteine-type deubiquitinase activity. Gene Ontology annotation, biological process: protein deubiquitination.
ACCACCACCACCACCACUCCUCUUCCGUUUCCUCUCCUCCUCCUCCUCCUUCUCUCCUCCUCGAUUCAAAACCAAAAUCAAAUCAAAAAAGAAAAAAAAAGGUGAAAUCCCUCACGCCUCGCGUCGCCGCGCCGCGCCGGGCCACCGCGACGGGGCGCAGAUCCCACCGCCGCAAUGCCCGCGACCCCCGACGACGACCCACCGGCGGCGGCGAGCGAAGCCCCGUCGACCUCCUCCGCGGCGGCGGAUGAGGACGACCGCGUCUUCCUCGUCCUCCACAGGUGGUGGAGGGAGGCGCAGGAAGGGGGAGGGAUCGAGGCGGCCGGGGUGCCGUACGCCGCGGCGCCGUCGGGCCCGACCUCCUACGGCAUCGGCAUGAAGGUGCUCAGCAUGUUCAUCUCCGACCAGGCCUUCACCCUCCGCCGCGCCGACGACCUCCUCCAGCCCGACGCCUCCGCCUCCAACGCGGCCUCCUCCAGGACCUACGCCCUCGUCGCCGCCGACCUCUUCUCCAAGGCGCGCGCCUGGCAUAUUGAUUCUGGCAAGAAUGCGGGGAAAAAAUCAUUGUCUAUCGAAGAAGGAUCUGUAAACAUUUACCCUAUAAUGCUCAGAGUUUCAGUCACGCGAGAUACAAAUGCACUAACCGUGAAGAUCAGCAAAAAGGAUAAUUCUGCUGAGAACUUUAAACGGGCAAACAAGAUUUUGACUUCAGACUCUGAGCCGGUUCAUAUAUGGGAUUUCUCUGGACGAACAACUUUUAUAUUGAUGAACGAAUGGAAUCGAAUGCCCCAAGACACUCGGUCUUCUGAUCAGGAGAUGCCUCUAGAAAUACACUUCUAUGAUCUGUCAGAACCUACGGCAAAUGGUACCAAUGGGAAAAAAGAUGAGUUAGCAUUAACAAUGAGUCGUUCAAUGAGCAACGGCAGCAUCAUGGGCAUGGAUCUGGAUUCAAGUGGAAGCUCUAAGCAAGUUGGCACUGGUUUAAUAGGACUAGACAAUCUUGGAAACACAUGUUUCAUGAACAGUGCAGUGCAGUGCUUAGCUCAUACAUCCAAGCUGGUUGACUACUUCCUUGGAGACUUCUAUAAAGAAAUAAACCAUAAUAACCCACUGGGGUUGAAGGGUGAGCUUGCGUAUUCAUUUGGGGAUUUGUUGAGGAAGCUAUGGGCUCUGGACAGGACCCCUGUUGCGCCUCGCCAAUUUAAAGGAAAGCUUGCGCGCUUUGCCCCCCAGUUCAGUGGCUUUAAUCAACAUGAUUCCCAGGAGCUUCUGGCUUUCUUGUUGGAUGGACUCCAUGAGGACUUGAAUCGAGUGAAAUGUAAACCAUAUUCUGAAGCAAAGGAUUCAGAUGGCCGUCCAGAUGAAGAGGUCGCAGAUGAGUACUGGGGAAACCAUAUAGCCCGGAAUGAUUCUAUCAUAGUUGAUAUCUGCCAGGGUCAAUACAAGUCGACGUUAGUUUGCCCUGAUUGCAGGAAAGUAUCUGUAACAUUUGACCCAUUCAUGUACCUGUCUUUGCCCCUGCCUUCAACAACUAUGAGAACAAUGACUAUAACAGUCUUCAAUACCGAUGGGACUACUGGGCCAUCUCCGUAUACUGUGAGUGUACCGAAAUCUGGAGAUACAAAGACUCUUAUCGAUGCAUUAAGCAUUGCUUGUUCCUUGAAAGGCGACGAGCGCCUUUUGGUUGCUGAGGUCUACAAUAGUGCACUUAUCCGGUACUUGGAGGAACCUUCUGAAGUCAUCUCCUUGAUCAGAGAUGGAGAUCGCUUGGUUGCAUAUAAACUUCCAAAAGACAGUGAAGAUGCUCCAAUAGUGGUGUUCAGAAACCAACGGAUGGAGUCCACCCUCACUAGUUUUGGCAGAAAAUCCUGGAAGUCUUUUGGUACACCCCUUGUGUCAAGUCUUCCUGACACAAUCAAUGGGAGUACGAUCUUUGAGCUUUACCAAAAGGUUAUGACUCCAUUCCGAGUACCAAAAGAUGAUAGUUCAGGUGCUGACCACAUAAUUGGCAAAAGCAGUCCUGUGGAGGAAACCACGGACGUUGAUAUGAACUCUGAUGCAACAGAGUCAACCAGCAUAAACAAUAACGAUUGUGACGAUGAAACAAUGACUGAAGAUGGAAUGCAAUUUUACUUUAUCAAUGAGAGGUUUCCAGACCAACGCAUGAAGAUAGAAAUGGACCAACCUAUUAGACUUACUGCUUCACAGAAGCGACUGCAUGUGGUUGUGUGUUGGCAGGACAAUGGACUAGAGCAAUACAAUUUUAGUUCUUUAGAUAAUCUUCCAGAGAUCUACAAGGCUGUCCUAUUCUCAAGGAGACCACAGGAGACAUGUUCUCUAUAUGCAUGCCUUGAAGCUUUUAUAAAGGAGGAACCGUUAGGCCCAGAAGACAUGUGGUAUUGCCCAGGCUGUAAAGAGCAUCGCCAAGCUAGUAAGAAGUUAGACCUUUGGAGGCUACCGGAAAUCCUUAUAAUACACCUGAAAAGAUUUUCAUACAGUCGAUAUACCAAAAACAAGCUAGAGACAUGUGUGGACUUCCCGGUUCAUGAUCUUGACCUUUCAAAGUAUAUCGGUAGCAGGGGGCAACAGAUUUCCAACCACUAUCGACUGUAUGCUAUUAGUAAUCACUAUGGAAGCAUGGGAGGUGGUCACUAUACUGCAUAUGUUUAUCAUGAAGGUAAGAAAGGGUGGUAUGACUUUGAUGACCGUCAUGUGGGUCCUAUAAGCGAGGAGAGUAUAAAGACAUCGGCAGCUUAUGUUCUUUUUUAUAGGCGGAUACAGGGGGAUGAUAAUAGGUUAGAUGAUACAGAAACAGGAAUAGAUUCUUCUGAUUGUACAACAUGAGUAGUGUCGGCGGCUUUCUUUCGAGUCCUUCCAGACAUUGUAUAGGGCGAUUGGUCGGGGAGACAGUUUUGGUGCGCUGCUGCAAGGAUCCAAAGCGGCUGAUCCGAGAGUUUAAGGUAAGAAGUAAGAUGGAGAGGAGCAGCAGCAGCAGCAGAAACCGUCGUUUUUGCUGCAUCAUGGGACAACAAGGGUGGGAAGAAUUGAAGGGAGGGUGAAAACUGAAAAGGAACGGAGACAAGAAAGUAACAGAUGGGAAGAUGGAUCUGCUUGUCAUGGAAUAUGUGGGUACGAAGAAAAGGCGAUGUGAAGAGGAGAAGCCGACAGACCAGAGAGAGCAGCUAAACUGUUGUAGUAGGUUUCGAUAUACCUGAUACAUGUGUUUCCUCAGCCCAAAGAUUUUUUCUAGGGCUGAGAAAGGGAGAUACAGAAUUUGUCGUCGUUGUAGUUCCCUUGCUGCUGCUGCUAACUCGUUUCUUUCUUUUUCCUUUUUGUUUCUCCAUUGACUUGUCUUGUAAAACUGGUCCUGAUAAAUUUUGGCUCGUGCUGCCGAAAAAGGUGGCCCUGGAAAUUCCAAUACAAUUGAAACCGAUCGAUUUUGGUCUGAUUA